Molecule: messenger RNA, 1860 nt
Organism: Hyposmocoma kahamanoa
Lineage: Eukaryota; Metazoa; Arthropoda; Insecta; Lepidoptera; Cosmopterigidae
Product: serine/threonine-protein kinase RIO3
Exons: 2
Coding region: 27-1832 (601 amino acids)
Biological process (GO): protein phosphorylation; maturation of SSU-rRNA
Cellular component (GO): preribosome, small subunit precursor; cytosol
Molecular function (GO): ATP binding; protein serine/threonine kinase activity
Source: RefSeq, a predicted model, not a curated record
ACUAUUUCAUCGUGAAACUUCUAAUCAUGUCGAAUCCGUGGAAAAAAGUUACUGCGCCUGUGGAAUCGCAGAAUCUGACUGAUAUUAUGUCAGAGGAAUAUGCAAGAGGCCUUCAGGUGAAAGAAGAAUUGAAAUUUGCUGAGCAAAUAUCUGACUUACUAGUGAGUACUUCCGAAGAAAUGACCCCUGAAAUCCUGAAGCAGAUCGAGGAAGCCAAUGCUAAAGAGUAUUGUGACUCUGAUGCCCUAAUUGCACAAGUGUUGCAAUGUCAAUUCGACAAAGAGCAUGACGAUGAAAUUAAACGAGUGGAGAAAAAGAGGAACGGAGAUGCGAAGGUAUCAAUAUCUUACGAUAAUUACCGAAGCGUACCCGACCAUUUGGUAUAUGACUCGGACGAGGAAGAAGAUGUUGAAGUUGCUAAUAAAAAAGACUGGGAUCGGUUUGAAACUAACGAGAGAGAGUUCGCAAGUAUUCCGAAACAAGGCUUCGCUAUGAGAGGUGGAGAGAUGGUUACUAAGCAUGACAGCGUUUUAAGUGGCAGAAGGAAUGCAUGCCGCGUGAUGGCAUUCCCUCCAGAGGUUUGUACCGGCGACGGCGCGGGAUUCGACAUGAAACUGCCAAACUCUGUGUUCAAUCAUUUGAAGGAACAAACCAGACAACACCAGGCUCGCAAGCAUAAAAUGUUAGACCGUAAGGAGAGCCAAGCAACCGCUGAAAUGGGUAUGGAUGAAAGAACCAGACUCAUACUCUUCAAACUUAUAAAUAAUGGUAUUUUGGAGGAUAUCGAUGGAAUUAUCGCUGCAGGAAAGGAAUCUUUGGUUUUACAUGCUAAUGGAGAUACUUCUUACCCAGAUUUGGUAGUACCGAAAGAAUGUGCUAUUAAAGUAUUUAAAACUACUCUUAAUGAGUUUAAAACACGUGACAAGUAUAUAGAGGCAGAUUAUAGGUUUAAAAAUCGCUUCUCUAAGCAGAAUCCCCGUAAGAUUGUGCACAUGUGGGCUGAGAAGGAAAUGCAUAACAUGAAGAGGAUGCAAAAGAUUGGAAUGAACUGCCCCGAGAUGGUGUUGCUGAAGAAACACGUCCUUGUGAUGUCAUUCAUUGGUCGGGAUAGAAAGCCAGCUCCUAAACUCAAAGAUGUAAUCUUGAAGCCAGAGAAAUGGCAGAGUGUAUACAAUGAGAUUGUAGAAGCAAUGCAUAAGUUGUACAAUAUUGGACACUUGAUUCAUGCAGAUUUAUCUGAAUAUAAUAUACUGUGGUGGGAGGACAAGUGUUGGUUUAUUGAUGUCUCACAAUCAGUCCAGCCAAACCAUCCUAGUGGCUUGGAGUUUCUUCUGAGGGACUGCAAUAAUAUUGCCAAUUUCUUUGAGAAGAAAGGAAUUCCAAAUAUGAAGACAGCUGAAGACUUGUUCAAAUCAAUCACUGGUUUUGAAGAAGUUGAUGUUAACCUGCUGGCAGGGGUGCACACCAUAUACAAUUCCUUGUCUUCAAGAUUUGAAAUCUCCUUGGAUGACAACAGGAACACUGGUUACCCAUUUGAAUACUGCUGGGAGAAGGCCGUUGACAAUAAAGCUUCAAAGAGUGACAAAAGUGGUAAUGAGGAUUCCGAUGAAGAUGAAUUUGAAGAAAUGUGGGAAUACUCAAUCAAGGCCAAAAAUGUUGACAAUGCUGCUGACUUUGCUAAUGAAGUUACUCUUCCAAUUCCUAAGAAAAAUGAAGAAGGUCAUUCCAGGGACCUAAUUAUUGACAAAAAAGUCAAUUUUGCUAAUGAAAUUGAAGUGAUUAUACCAAAAUCAGAAAAUAUAAGUAUUUCUCGUAUUGAUAAAAAGUCUUAAAAGUUUUGAGUAUACAUUUUAUCCAAUU